Messenger RNA from Teleopsis dalmanni, 1117 nucleotides. RefSeq names its product ER membrane protein complex subunit 3-like. Gene Ontology annotation, cellular component: EMC complex; membrane. Lineage: Eukaryota; Metazoa; Arthropoda; Insecta; Diptera; Diopsidae. The transcript is spliced from 4 exons. The coding region runs from base 111 to 1019 and encodes 302 amino acids. Gene Ontology annotation, biological process: protein folding in endoplasmic reticulum. The record is from RefSeq and is a predicted model, not a curated record.
AAUUUUGUGGUAAUAGUAUAAAUAUAUAGGUAGAAACCAGCAACGUUGUAAUUUCUUCUAUCAUUUUUAAUAGCAGAGUUUCACCUUCAUUAGAACCGUGCACAACAAUCAUGUGGUUUGACAAAGAGUUUUUCCCGGUUUGCGGACUUAAUAACAUGACAGGAGUAAAUAAAACGGAUAUAAUAAUCGAUCCAGCUAUACGCAAUUGGGUUUUUAUACCAAUUGUGAUUAUUUCGUUUGCAGUUGUGGUUCUGCGCUAUUAUUUUGUAUCACUUAUGGUGCCGGUGGAAAAGCCAGAUCUUGCCCAGAUUGUAGAUAACCAUGCUAUGAGGCGUGCCUACCUUUUGAAUAAGAAUGGAAAGUACCUGCCACCAGAUUCGUUUUUUAUGCGAAGGGAUUUCUUUGUUAAUGAAGAAACUGGCUUUUUAACAAAUCGAAUUAAAUCAAAACAAACACUUAAUUUAGAAAUGCCAAUGAUGCGAACCUUUCAAAUUAGAAUAACAGAAUUAUUACCCAUGGUAAUAGUCGGUAAUUUUAUAAGAAAAUUACUUUCAGGAUUUGUUGUUGCUAAGAUACCAUUUCCUGUUACAUGGAAUUUUAAGAAACUCUUGCAACCUGAAAUAUUUGUUAAAGAAAUUGAUAAUUGUUGGAUAUCAUCGCUUGCAUGGUAUAUACUAAAUCUCGCCGGAUUGAAUAGUAUGUGUAGGUUGGUUUAUGGUCAUAAUGCCGAGACUUAUGUGAAUGAUACAGAAAUAGCGAAGAGUCAUAUGACUUUCAAGGAAAUGAAUGCGGAACUAGUUAACAAUGAAUAUAGUAAUUAUUUACUUGAAUCUUAUAAUGAAUUUGAACGCGAAAUUCUGGAAUCAAUGUCCGAGACUACACAAACUGAAGCAGAACAGAAAUAUCUGCGACGUUUUACAGUUACACUCAUUUUCCAGAAUUCGAAAUCGAAGAGCAUAAAAUUUCAAUUGACAUUAUUAAUCGCAAAGAGAUUUUUCCUAAUCGUUUACGAAAUUUAAAAGGUUACCAUCUUAAAUAUGGUGUAGCUGGAUCUGAGCCAAGACUAAUUAUCUAUCGCAAGCCAAGUGGACAAUUAACUAUAGUAGGCUUCGUUGGA